AUGAGCAAAGGACAAGUAAUUGAGCGUUUUGUCGGUGUUAAGCAUGUCACUGAUACUACUUCUGCAUCACUGAAGGCAGCCAUUGAUCAAUUCUUUUCAGAGAAUGGAUUAAGCAUAUCUAGCCUCCGUGGUCAAGGUUAUGAUGGAGCUAGUAAUAUGAGAGGAGAAUUCAAUGGUCUAAAAGCACUUAUUUUAAAGGAGAAUGGGUUAGCUUUUUAUGUUCAUUACUUUGCUCACCAGCUUCAGCUGGCUAUUGUGGCUGUAGCAAAAAAUCAUAUCUUAAUCUCUAAUCUCUUCAUGUUUGUUGGUAAUCUGGUGAAUGUUGCUGGAAGCUCAUGUAAACGUCGUGAUUCUCUUCGAGAGAAACAAGUCGCCAAGAUUAUUGAAGAACUUAAUAUUGGUUCUAUUUUAAGUGGGAGGGGCUUGAAUCAGGAAACCACCCUAAAGCGAGCUGGUGAUACAAGAUGGAGCUCACAUUAUGGUACUUUGAUUAGUAUCAUCAACUUAUUUCCAUCUUUAGUUGAAUUGCUUGAAGAAAUAAAAGAGGAUGGAUCAUCUACAGAUCAGAAACAAGAUGCAAGCAGAUUAUUAGACUCAUUGGAAUCAUUCGACUUUGUAUUUAGUCUGCAUUUGAUGAAGGUUUUGUUGGGGACUACAAAUCAAUUAUCACAAGCAUUGCAAAGAAGAGACCAAGAUAUUGUGAAUGCAAUGAACUUAGUUAAAGUGUGUAAGGAGCAAUUGCAAAAUAUGAGAGACAAUGGAUGGGAUGCUCUUCUUAGUCAAGUUGUUUCAUUUUGUGAAAAACAGGAGAUUGAUGUUCCUAACAUGGAUGAUGUUCCUUUUAUUCCAAGAAAAUCACGGCGUAGAGCUCCAAUGGUCACUAAUCUGCAUAGGUAUCGAGUUGAAUUAUUUUGUGCAGUCAUAGAUAUGCAACUUCAAGAGCUAAAUGAUCAUUUUACAGAGACUACUACUGAGCUACUUCUCUAUAUGGCAUGUCUUAAUCCAUCUAAUUCAUUCUCAGCUUUUAGCAAAGAAAAAUUGAUUCGGCUUGCUCAGUUUUAUCCUAAAGAUUUUUCUGCAGUAUCUCUCUUGGCUCUUGAAGAUGAAUUGGACACUUAUAUAUCUGAUAUGCGAAGCAGUAGUGUGUUUACACAAUUGAAAGGAAUUAGUGACCUUGGAGAAAAAAUGGUUGAGACACAGAAGGACAAGGUUUAUCCAUUAGUUUACUUGCUCAUAACAUUGACGCUAAUUCUUCCAGUUGCAACUGCCACUGUAGAAAGAGCAUUUUCUGCCAUGAAGAUCAUAAAAAGUGAUUUACGAAACCGAAUGGGAGACAUGUGGAUGAAUAGCAGCAUGAUUACAUAUAUCGAGAAAGAAAUAUUUGAUGGUAUUGAUAAUGAAACCAUCAUGAAAAGAUUUCAAAAUAUGAGCAAUCGUCGUGGACAAUUGUAA
This is a messenger RNA of Rosa chinensis, 1452 nucleotides long. Its product is annotated as zinc finger MYM-type protein 1-like. NCBI's taxonomy places the organism in Eukaryota, Viridiplantae, Streptophyta, Magnoliopsida, Rosales, Rosaceae. The record is from RefSeq and is a predicted model, not a curated record. The coding region runs from base 1 to 1452 and encodes 483 amino acids. The transcript has a single exon. Gene Ontology annotation, molecular function: protein dimerization activity.